AUGAUUCUCAUCAACAACCAGUUCCCCGGCCCUUUGGUUGAAUGCAACGAAGGCGACACCAUCCGAGUCAUUGUGGAGAACAAAGCCAUCAAUGCUACUUCGAUGCACUUUCACGGCCUCUUCCAAAACGGCACAAAUUCCAUGGAUGGCGCCGUUGGAAUCACACAAUGCCCAAUUGCCCCCAACUCAACCUUCACCUACGAGUUCGAGAUCAAAGAGCAGUCCGGCACCUACUGGUAUCAUGCCCACCAUAGUGCCCAAGCAUCUGAUGGCCUCCUUGGCCCCGUCGUCAUUCACUGCAAAGAUGAGAGGACUACUCUGCAGAAGCUGGAAUAUGCUUCGGACAGAAUCAUCAUGGUCCAAGACCAUUAUCACAAUCUCACCUCGGAGCUCUUGAUGGAUUAUCUCAAAAACGACAUGGAGAACAAUGAGCCCGUCCCAGACAACGGUCUCAUCAACGGCCGUGGCGUGCGUGACUGUAAAGAUUUCCAAGGCUGGGAUUGCGAUGCCGCAAACGUUUCGACCUCAGUUCUUGAUCUUGCUGCUGGUCAACGCCACCGGCUACGCAUCAUUAACGUCGGUGCCUUUGCCGAGUUCCAGAUCCAGUUUGAUGAACAUCCAUUCUACGUCACCGAGGUCGAUGGCACCGACGUGUUCCCCGAACCGUUUCAUCGUCUCAACAUUCUCCCAGCGCAGCGGUACAGCGUCAUCCUUGAAACCAACGUCACCACCGCCGAUACCUUCUGGAUGAGAGCCCGAAUGGUGACACACUGCUUCACCACCAAAAACCCCCGUUUACAGCCCGAGAUGCGAGCUAUAUUACACUACGGCUCUCCCGAAGUUAAAGCCUUGGACAAGGAGCCUACAAGCAAAGACUGGCCCGAAGCCAUCGAAGUCAUAUGUCGUGAUCUCAACGUCUCCGCCCUCCACCCAGUCAUCCCCAUGACCCCCCCUCCCGCAGACAAAUACAUGCGCUUCGACGCAAGCUUCAUGAUCGGCGACUGGCGUCUCGCCCGCGGCUUCUUCAACCAAUCCACCUGGCACCACAACGUCACCUCCCCAUCCCUCCACCGCUUCCUCUCCGCAUCAUCUACCAACGCCACCACUCUCAAAUCACCCAUUGCCGUCAACAACAUGGCCUUUGACUACAAAAAAGAACUCGUCAUCCAAACAGAGGGCAUCCGCACCAUCGACCUCGCCAUCAACAACUUCGACGACGGCAACCACCCGUUCCACCUCCACGGCCAUAAAUUCUUCGUCCUCUACCAAGGCCGCGGUGGGUACCCUCCCUACGAGGCCGAUUUCCCCGAUUUCGUCAAGGAGCACAACCUAGACGAUAAUCCCGUCCGAAGAGACACCGUCACCGUGGAAGGAUACAGCUGGGCCGUCAUCCGCAUCGUGCUCGAUAACCCGGGCAUGUGGGCGUUUCACUGCCACAACAUGUGGCACGCUGAGUCGGGCAUGUUGAUGCAGCUGCUUGUAAGGAGCGAUGUAGUUCGAGGCUGGACUGUGAGCGAUCAGGAGAAGAAAAUGUGCGGCCUUGAAGGCGUUACGACGGGUAUGAGACCGGAUGACAGCAUCUGGUUUGGCAACUUUGGCAAGACAUGA
Messenger RNA from Trichoderma harzianum CBS 226.95, 1608 nucleotides. RefSeq names its product multicopper oxidase. NCBI's taxonomy places the organism in Eukaryota, Fungi, Ascomycota, Sordariomycetes, Hypocreales, Hypocreaceae. Gene Ontology annotation, molecular function: copper ion binding; oxidoreductase activity. The transcript has a single exon. Bases 1 to 1608 code for a protein of 535 amino acids. The record is from RefSeq and is a predicted model, not a curated record.